CACAUAUAGAUAGAUGUGUUAUAUACAUACGUAUAUAAAGAGAGCAGCAAGGGGAAAGAAACAACUGCACUGCACACACACACAAGCCUGGCAAUAUUUUAGUCUUUAAGUGCAACUAGUGUAACAAUUUUGGAAUAAGCAGAAGAAAUACUGCAAUAAGAAGAAAGAAACGACAACCACAACCACCCCCAUCCAAAACGGAACGGGGCAAAAAGUGCGUAGAAUAAAUAAUCAAAAGCCAUGGACUCGGAUAACGACAACGAUUUCUGUGACAAUGUCGACUCGGGCAAUGUCUCGUCGGGCGACGAUGGUGAUGAUGAUUUCGGCAUGGACGUGGAUAUGCCCAGCUCCGCAGAGCGUCAAAUGGAUCCCGAUGACUACCAGUACAAGGUGCUAACGACAUACGAGAUUGUGCAACAUCAGAGGGAGAUAAUCGAUGAUGUUAAUCUGCUGCUUAAGCUACCCACGACAAAGACACGAAUUCUGCUGAAUCACUUCAAGUGGGAUAGAGAAAAGUUAUUGGAGAAAUAUUUCGAUGAUAAUCCCGAGGAGUUCUUCAAAUGCGCACAUGUCAUAAAUCCCAAUAAGGCCACCGAAGCAGUACGCCAAAAGCAGACGACACGAAGGGAGAUCGAGGAGUGCGAAAUAUGCUUCUCAUUGCUGCCGCCAGACGCCAUGACCGGAUUGGAGUGCGGACAUCGUUUCUGCCUGAUAUGCUGGCGCGAGUAUCUGACAACGAAGAUCAUGACGGAGGGUCUGGGCCAGACCAUAUCGUGCGCGGCGCACGGCUGUGAUAUCCUAGUGGACGAUGUGACCGUUACCAAAUUGGUGCUCGAUGCACGGGUGAAAGUCAAAUACCAGCAGCUGAUCACCAACAGCUUUGUGGAGUGCAAUCAGCUGCUGAGAUGGUGUCCGUCCGUUGACUGCACAUACGCGGUAAAGGUGCCGUAUGCGGAGCCACGUCGCGUCCAUUGCAAGUGCGGCCACGUGUUCUGCUUCGCCUGUGGCGAGAACUGGCACGAUCCGGUCAAGUGCCGCUGGCUCAAGAAGUGGAUCAAGAAGUGUGACGAUGACUCGGAGACGUCCAACUGGAUUGCGGCCAAUACCAAAGAGUGUCCCAAGUGUAGUGUGACCAUCGAGAAGGAUGGCGGCUGCAAUCACAUGGUCUGCAAGAAUCAGAAUUGCAAAUACGAAUUCUGUUGGGUGUGUCUCGGCUCAUGGGAGCCGCAUGGCUCCUCCUGGUACAACUGCAAUCGCUAUGACGAGGACGAGGCCAAAACGGCACGCGAUGCCCAGGAGAAGCUGCGCUCAUCACUGGCAAGGUAUCUACAUUACUAUAAUCGCUACAUGAAUCACAUGCAGUCAAUGAAAUUUGAAAACAAAUUGUAUGCCUCUGUGAAGCAAAAGAUGGAGGAAAUGCAGCAGCACAACAUGUCCUGGAUAGAGGUUCAAUUUCUGAAAAAGGCUGUCGACAUACUUUGCCAGUGUCGCCAGACACUCAUGUACACGUACGUGUUUGCGUAUUACUUGAAAAAGAACAAUCAAUCCAUGAUAUUCGAGGAUAAUCAAAAGGAUCUGGAAUCGGCAACUGAAACGUUGUCCGAGUACCUGGAGCGUGAUAUUACAUCUGAAAAUUUGGCUGAUAUUAAGCAGAAAGUGCAAGAUAAAUACAGGUAUUGUGAAAAGCGCUGCACUGUACUGCUCAAUCAUGUGCACGAGGGCUAUGAUACGGAAUGGUGGGAUUAUACAGAAUGACGAGAGUCAUGGAUAGAUAAAGAUAACUAAGCUAAGCCAGCGAUGAAUCGGACACGAGUGUAAAGCAAGCUGAAAUAUACCCCUUGCCCCCCAUGUCCCCAUAUCCACCAUUUUCCUUAACCCAACUGCAUGCGAUAUAAAUUUAAAGUUGCCCAUCCCCAUGCAUCCCGCACCCAUUAUGAAGAUUGACAAUGCUUAAAACAAAAGCCAGGCAAGUGAAACGGAGUCGCAAUUGAGAAAAAAAAAACAUUUCAGAAUAAUUGUUAAUGCAACAAGAAAACUAUAUUAAAUAUUAAUAUAAAAGCAAACUGUAGCUACUGGUAGCAGAACGAAAUAUUAAUAUGUAUGUACAUACAUAUGUAUGUAUGCCGUAAUUAAUUAUUUCCUUGCAGCAGUCAAGAAAUGUAAUUCGAUUCGAAAGAUUUAGAAUAUCUCUGCCACUCUCUCUCUUUCUCUCUCUCUCUCUCUGUAUGUGUCUCUGCAAGGUUAUAAAUGUGUCUAUAUGGGUGUACAUACAUAUACAUAUUGGAUAUACAUAUGUACAUAUAGUGUAUAUGUACAAAGAAAAUCUUUACAUGCAUCAAAUAAGAAGAAACACACAGAACACAGCCUCAGAAAACAGAACAGAACAGAAUCUAACAAUCAAUCAAUCAAACAAACAGUCAAGCUACAGCUCAAAACCACAACAAUAAAAGUCACAAAACAACAAUAAAAGAAAGAGACGGAAUAUAAUAAUAAUUAUAUUAAUAGUAAACGAAUAAUCAACAGUUAUUUGAUGUUAACCAGAAUUGCUAAAAACCAAGACCUUCAUGUUAUAUCCAAGCAAAACAAGAAACCGAAAUCGAAAUCGAAAUAUGAAAUCAAAUGCAACAACAAAAACGAAAACAAAAACAACUUAAGCUAGUAAAUUUACACAUUUUAAUGUACACAAAACAAUAGAAAUCUAAAGGCAAACGCAAAUGUUAUACAGGAAGAGUAAGCGCAAGUAUUUAUGUAGCUGCAGCAGCAAACUCCCCCACGAGAGAGAAUACCUUUCUCACCCUAUUUAGACCAUCCAGGACCAAGGUGCAAUCUUCUACGUCCCACUCCCACAAAAACCCCACCCAUACCCCUGGCUUAUGCAAAAUUGUGUCUUAGUUUCAUUUGUUCUUGUUCCCCCACGCUACCUUUAAAUUUAGUUUGUUUUAACCCACCCAACCCCCACACCCCCACACACCCCAUUUCAAAUAAACAUCUGUGCAUAGCAUAUGGAAUGGAAAUGUUUCAUUCAAUAAUUCUAACAUCGGUCAGCAGUGCAAUAAAUCAAUCCAAUCGGGGCCACGAGUACGAGUGGAUGCACCGGCAGCGGCAACGGCAUUGGAUAUGGGAUAUCAGAACAAACAUUUUGCCCAUGGAUGGGGAUGAUUGAUAUAUUGGACCAUAAUAAUAUGUAACUAAAUAUGAAAUAUUUAUUAAGUGUAUAGCUAAAAGAUAUAUACAUAUAAAAACACAUAUAUAAAUACAUACGUAUAUGACGAGGUUCAAUCUACUCCUGUCAAUGGCCGUGAAUCGCUGUACAUAAAAUGCAGAUUUAUCCAUGGUUUCCACACACACACACACACACACACACACACACAAACACACCCACACGCUUCAGGACUCCCACCCGACUGGUUCUCCCCAUAUUUCAGCCCUUCUUAGAUAUUCUACAAACAGAAGAAAAAUAAUUAUAAACAAAAAACAAUCAUAAGAAAGCAAAAGCAAAAGCAAAAGCUACAAAAACACAAAAAGCAAGUGCUAAAACACUCAUUUAUUGAUGUAAAAAGUUUAAAGUUGUUCGAAUUACAAAUAAAAAGCAAAAGAAAACCCGACAAAACGGAAUACAAAUAUAUU
Drosophila guanche is the source of this 3627-nucleotide messenger RNA. It is a transcript of the gene ari-1, whose product is annotated as E3 ubiquitin-protein ligase ariadne-1. The record is from RefSeq and is a predicted model, not a curated record. The coding region runs from base 241 to 1755 and encodes 504 amino acids. The transcript has 8 exons. Gene Ontology annotation, molecular function: ubiquitin conjugating enzyme binding; ubiquitin protein ligase activity; zinc ion binding. NCBI's taxonomy places the organism in Eukaryota, Metazoa, Arthropoda, Insecta, Diptera, Drosophilidae. Gene Ontology annotation, cellular component: ubiquitin ligase complex; nucleus; cytoplasm. Gene Ontology annotation, biological process: protein polyubiquitination; ubiquitin-dependent protein catabolic process; positive regulation of proteasomal ubiquitin-dependent protein catabolic process.